Messenger RNA from Aspergillus pseudonomiae, 1467 nucleotides. RefSeq lists its product as uncharacterized. The record is from RefSeq and is a predicted model, not a curated record. The transcript has 3 exons. The coding region runs from base 109 to 1224 and encodes 371 amino acids. NCBI's taxonomy places the organism in Eukaryota, Fungi, Ascomycota, Eurotiomycetes, Eurotiales, Aspergillaceae.
GCGACGUUUAAAUGGUCGACGACGGAAGAAUUUUACCCGUUGAUCCUACAACAUUUUAUCCCGGCAGAGGAGCUCCCACGACUCCCUCCCGAUCCCGCCACGGCGGGAAUGCUCGUCUGUAGCUCUUGGCUUCACGUCCUUCCCACGAUCAUGGAGAGGAAAGCAACGGUGCCACUGAUUUCUUCUUCAAUCUCAACGCUAGGACUAUCGAUCCUUUCCAAGUCGUCCGGCCAAAGAAAGUGGGAACUGCGCUAUAUGCAAUCGUAUUGUGCAACGACACAGGCUCUGCGCCAAUUGCUUCAAGCUGGAGCCCGACAACCUGGGCAUGAGCUAGCAGCUGCGGCCCUAUGCUUGAGUCUUAUAGAGGCUCUCAAACCAAAAUUUGACCACGGUUGGUUCGGCCACGUCCGAGCCGGGGCCGAAUUAAUUCAGCUUGCUGGUCCGAGGGCAUUCGCCGAACCGGUUCCCCUCAAGCUCCUUAUUGGGUUCUGCCCGAUUCUACUCUCCGAGGCGUGCCUUUCGCAACGGAAGUCGUUCUUAGAUUCCGAUGAUUGGAGGCGUGUCCUGUUCAGCCAAAGCAGCCCAAGCCCUAUGUUAUCGCUGAUGAGCACGGCAGCCAUCAUUCCCGGUUUACUGCAAGAAACAGCUGCCUUACCAUUCCAGUCCCCGCAGCACACUCUGUCUGUUGCUCAUCAGCUUCUGUCUGUCUUCUCCAGUGUACUUUUUGCCCUCGACCAGUGGGAGUUGUCACUGAGAGGGUCCACAUCGGGCCCCUUGUUUUGGCCAGGAGAAACACGAGGGUCGCUCCAUGCGGGCGGAGGACCGCCCACAUCGUCUAUCCAUUUUAGCGAUACGUACAAAGCCAUGUGUCUCAUGCAAGCCUGGGCCUAUGGCAUCGAAUGCCUCACCGGUAUCGAGCGCUUGGGAUCCACCAUUGAUGGCGUACUCAGAACUUCUGUGAUGAGUGAGAUGCAGAGCGCAUGGAACCGUGAGACAGUCUUGGGCCUCAGUAGAAAAAUCUAUCAAAGCUUGUGGUAUUUUCUGCAGGACGACUUGAGGUUAUAUGGCCCUGUGUCCACCGUAUUCCCGUUGAACAUCGCAUAUGAGGCCCUGCUCUCGCAUUGUCCUGAAGCUUCCGAUGAUGAUAUCAAAGGCUGCGAACAUGCUAUUUCUCUACUAUCUCAGAAAGGAUUUGCCUUGCAUCCACGAGCGAAGCAGUCAUGAAACGUAUAUUCACAACCAAUGAUUCGUGUUCUCCCCGGAGGAUAAGCUAUUGAGGAGUCGAAAUGGGGUUGUUCCAGGCCGUGCGCCUCUAACCGCCGCACCUCCCUCCCCCCAAAAGCAAAGUUGGUGCGUUCCGAUCGAAUAGUGUCGCCUCCAAAUGCAGGGCAACGGUUCACCAUUGCGUUGUGCAAGCAUCUCCUACUGCGUGUUGUUGGCACUUGAAAAGAUCCGAUUGACAACCGU